AUGGAUCAGGCAAACAUCCACAAAACUAACAUGGUGUCUGAAACCAUGAGAGACUUGAACCUGGAGACAAUUCUGAUCCCAGGAGGAUGCACAAAGCACUUGCAACCUCUUGAUGCGAUUGUCAUCGCUAAUUUCAAGAGAAAAAGCACUCAAUUCAGGAUUGAGUGUGAGACAGAACAGAUUGAGAAAAGAUCGAAAGGAGUGGCAACAUCAAGGCACUCGAUCGUCAGCAGCUGAUCAACAUUGUCUCAAAAGCUUGGAUUGAGGUGAAACCAGAAGUCGUUAUUAGGGGUUUUGAGAUAA
Molecule: messenger RNA, 303 nt
Organism: Blepharisma stoltei
Lineage: Eukaryota; Ciliophora; Heterotrichea; Heterotrichida; Blepharismidae
Source: the annotation of a GenBank genome assembly